Hydatigera taeniaeformis is the source of this 1140-nucleotide messenger RNA. The record is from the annotation of a GenBank genome assembly. NCBI's taxonomy places the organism in Eukaryota, Metazoa, Platyhelminthes, Cestoda, Cyclophyllidea, Taeniidae.
GUACCACCGACUUUUCGUUCACUGGACCAUUACAUCUUUGAAAUGUUCUUUCUGGCUUUCAUAUUGCUUUACCUGGUGAACUACAUGCAUGGUCGGGCUGCAAAUUCACGCAUAGCUGCAGCUUGGUUUGCAGCACAUGAGGAUCUACUCUCCGCCAACUUCUCCUUGGUUGGCGACGACUCUUCGGCAACCCCAGCCGGUAACGAGGAAAAGGAUACGGGGAAGGAGAGUGAGGAGAAAUCCGCUUCUAGCAAGCGCCUUAUUCGUGAAUCUGAUAGUCUCUAUACCCUGUGGUGUUCUGGUCGGGUGGCUUGUACCGGUAUGAUGGUGGAACUGCGUCUAAUGAAGCGUCAGGAUCUACCAUCCCUCCUUCUCUACUGGCUUCAUCGUCCAAAGUCAGGUGUCAGUGCCGCAUCCAUUGCCUCGGACGAUCGAGUGGUGGUGAAGGUGGUUCUUGAAGAUGGGGAAAUGGACACUUGGGUGAUGGCGGUGGGAGUGAAGAGAUCGAUAACGGCAUUAACAAAGGACCACUUUGAUUUGGCUACGUAUCCAGUGGAUAGAAGAGGACAGAGGUUCAGUGGUCUGCCGGAAGGGAUGAUCGUAUUGAGUGAGAUCGGGGAGGCUACAGCAGCAAUCUUGAAUCAAACAGUUCUAAAAGUCAUCAACGAUCACCAAAGCGCCAUCGAAUACAUCUACAUUUCGGAUCAGUAUUCAGGUCCCAAAGCUUCCAUGGAAGAUCUUAAACCACCGAAACCUGAAGAUGUUCAGAAAGUCCUCAUUUUCUCCUUCAUUUGUGAGAAACUUGGAUUGGAUGAGAAAGAUGUGGAUGGUAUGAGACCGCUCUUUAAUUUUGUUUUUUACCUGAUCGAAAAGACUCGCAAAUUGCGACUUGGAAAAGAGGCCAAGGCAAAGUCUGAUCGUGCGCGAGCAAAGGUCAGUGAGACACUUCUCAAGUCGGUCCAAGCAGCUCGACAGGAGGCGGCACAAAACCGCCGCGAUGAGCAACGUAGAGCCGUGAAAGAGCGCAUAAUGACAGAAGAGGACCCUGAAAAGGCUCGACGACUUGAGGAGAGAGAGCAGAAACGGGAGAACCGGAAGCGGCAGCAACGAAUCAAGAUGGUGAAAAUGAAGGGCAUGUGA